Ogataea haglerorum is the source of this 1878-nucleotide messenger RNA. RefSeq lists its product as uncharacterized. Lineage: Eukaryota; Fungi; Ascomycota; Pichiomycetes; Pichiales; Pichiaceae. Bases 1 to 1878 code for a protein of 625 amino acids. The transcript has a single exon. Gene Ontology annotation, biological process: positive regulation of DNA-templated transcription. Gene Ontology annotation, molecular function: histone binding; DNA binding. Gene Ontology annotation, cellular component: SWI/SNF complex. The record is from RefSeq and is a predicted model, not a curated record.
AUGGAAGACAACCAAGGAUUGUCGCCAAGUCCCGGGCGAAAUGAACAAGGCGCUGGAGUGAACCUCAACGAAACUAAUGCACAGCAGGAUAUCGAUGGAGUUGUGCAAGCAACUGGUGAUGGCAACGAUGGAGGUUCAGAAGUAGUUCUCAACGACGAAAACGAGCAGAAGGCCGAGGACGGCGAGGGAGCAAACGACGCAGACAUGAAUAUAACAUCCGAGUCUGUGGAACAAGAACAUCUUUAUGACAAAGCCAGAAAGACUACAGACAGUUCCAGCGAGGUUAAAGUAGAGCCCGGCAACGAAAAUAUUCCAUUGCCUGGGGAGGGAAGCGCAGAUUUGGAAGAAACCAAAACCACGAUGGGCCCUCAAGACCAAGUUUCUAGUGACUACAUGUUCACCUCGAGACCGCAAAUGGAAAGCACAAUCAGCAUGUCUUCACUACAGAAACAAACGCACACGAUUGUUUUGCCGUCUUACAGUGCGUGGUUUGACAUGAAGAAGAUCCAUAAAAUCGAGAAAGAGUCUCUUCCAGAGUUCUUCAACGGAACCAACAAAAACAAAACCCCUCAGAUAUAUGCGCGCUACCGGAAUUUCAUGGUGAAUACGUACAGGCUAAACCCCAACGAGUACUUGUCGUUCACUGCUGUCAGGAGAAACCUAGUUGGAGAUGCUGGCACAUUGCUCCGACUACACAAAUUCUUGGACAAAUGGGGGAUAAUCAACUACCAAGUUAACCCGGAGACGCGCCCUGUGCCGUUGGAGCCACCGUACACGGGAGAGUUCACAGUUGAUUUCGACACUCCACGGGGACUAUUUCCAUUUGAGAGCUAUAAACCUCCUGUGGAUCUUCCUGACAUGUCGAAAGUGAAAGAACUCUUGAAUUCGGGCAACAACGGCAGCGCGGCAUCGAAUGGAGAACCUAACAAAAGGCGGAAAAUCAUAAAACCAGACAUUAACAAAGGCUGGUCCCAGACGGACUUGGAAAAGCUGGUUGAAGGAGUCAAGCAGUUCCCUAAUGAAUGGUACAAGAUUGCAGAGCAUGUUGGCAACAAGAGUCCGGAGCAAUGUAUUAUACGGUUUUUGCAGUUCCCGAUCGAGGACGAAUUUCUGGAGAAAAACAGAGAACAUCUUGGCCCAUUGAAAUAUGUGCCCAACCUAUCAUUUUCGCCCAACGAUAACCCUAUAAUGUCGACUUUGGCCUUUUUGACGUCCAUAGUAGACACGGAGGCGGCCGUUGCUGCUGCAGAUCGGGCGAAGAAGGUGGUGGAUGAUAAGUUGACUCAGCUGCUCGACGGGUCGGGGCGGAGCGAAGAGACGACGCAGAUAAAGGAUGAGCCCAAGGAGGAUACAAACGAAGAACAGGACAACAUGGAAGUGGAGGACCCGCUCACGGACGUGAAAGAUGCGGCAAACACGUCGUUUGGGCUUGCGGCAGCGAGGUCGCAUGUUUUUGCCAACUACGAGGAGAGAGAGAUGAACAAAGCGAUGACCGCCAUUGUGAACAACGAGUUGAAGCUGGUGGAGCUGAAGCUGACCAAGCUGAGCAAGCUGGACAGGCUCUUUGAAUUUCAGAAGAAACAGCUGUCAAAGAAGAACGAUGAGCUGUUUCUGGACCGUCUUUCGUUCUUCAAGACUGCCAACACUGUGUCGUCGAAACUGAUGCAGGCCAUUGAGCUGUUGGAGGACAAGAGUGAGGGCGGAGAGAAGCUGAAGAAGCUGGUGUCGGAUGCCAGAGAGCUGAUCAUGAAACCUCCAAAGAAGAGCCUAAACGUGCUUGGGUUUGAGUCGAAGGACGAAGAACGCAGCCUCGGAGAAGAAGAGGUCAAGCCGGUGAGCUACGAGGCUCCUCAACUGUAUAGAUAUUGGUCAGGAUAG